AAGAUAGCAGGAGAAGGUGGAAGAUCCCUCAGGGAUGAACUGGGAGCCUGGGAAGCAGAAAGCCCACGAACACACGCAUGAACGUGGCUCUUCUCCCUCCUUCAAAAGGCUCCUGGACUUAGUAUUCCCAGAAACUCCGCUGUUGCCCCCAGACUGGGUUAAAAGCCACGAGAAACUCACCCUUCCAGGACAAGUGCCUGAGCCCAGCCUGGGGGACGGACAUACGGUGUGUGACCAGUCAGCAGCGGAGCAGGAGGUGGCCAUUCUGAAGCAGCCUUGGAUUAAAGGGUCAGGUACGCCCCUCUGCCCAGCCGGUCCCCCAGGCAAAAAGGCUGAACGGAUGAAAGGUGGGCCUCUCCAUCGCCAGUCACUGCCGAGGCCUGGCAGCACCCCAAAGCCCCCCCACAUUGGCGUCAGGGUCGAAGCCACGUCCAGGAAAAGGAUGCUAGCGAUGCAAGGAAGCCCUCCUGGUGCAGAAGCUCCUGGGACAUGAAGGAGGGGGGGAAAUUCUAUGCCCCAAAUAGUGGCUUUCGACCCAGCCAGUGGAACUGUGUACUGCCAGAGCCACGAAGGAGAAUUAACCAGGUGAUCUCCUGCCAGUCUGGCAAGAUGCCUGCGCCACGGCCUUGGUCGCUCCAGCUCUUCCUGGCCCUUCUUUGCGUCCCACCCUCUACGGCAGUCUUGCCUGGCCAGACGGACGAGCUGAAAGUUGCCACUCAGACGGGCUGGGUGCGCGGCAUCCGGAUGCCGGUUCUCGAUGGCCACAUUUCGGCCUUCCUGGGCAUCCCCUUUGCGGAGCCCCCUGUGGGCAGGCGGCGCUUCCUGCGCCCGGAACCAGUCAAGCCCUGGCAGCACGUUCUCAACGCCACCUCCUACCAACACGCCUGCUACCAGCUGGUGGACAAUACCUACCCUGGAUUCCAUGGCACCGAAAUGUGGAACCCGAACCGGAACAUGAGCGAAGACUGCCUCUACCUCAAUGCCUGGGUGCCCUCCCCGCGCCCCAAGAAUGCCUCUGUCCUGGUCUGGAUCUACGGAGGGGGGUUCUACAGCGGCUCCGCGUCCCUGGACGUCUAUGACGGGCGUUUCCUGAGCUACACGCAGAACGUGAUCCUGGUCUCCAUCAGCUAUCGCGUGGGGGCCUUUGGCUUCUUGGCUCUCCUGGGCAGUCAGGAGGCCCCAGGCAACAUGGGCCUGCUGGACCAGCGCCUGGCCUUGCAGUGGAUACAGAACAACAUCCAGUAUUUUGGGGGCAAUCCCAAAACGGUCACCAUCUUUGGUGAGAGUGCCGGGGCUGCCUCCGUUGGCAUGCACCUCCUUUCAUCCCAAAGCCGCUCGCUCUUCCAACGGGCCAUUUUACAGAGCGGGGCACCCAACGGGCCAUGGGCCACCAUCACGCCAGCAGAGAGUCGGCGCCGUGCCACCCUCUUGGGGAAGAGGGUGGGCUGCCACUUCACCAACGAUUCUGAGCUGGUGAGUUGCCUGCGCUCAAAAACACCCCAGGAACUGAUCGACGAAGAGUGGUCUGUCCUCCCCUACAAGAGCAUCUUCCGCUUUUCCUUUGUGCCAGUCAUCGACGGGGACUUCUUUCCUGACACCCCCGAAGCCAUGCUCAGCACAGGAAACUUCAAGGAGACCCAGGUCUUGCUGGGGGUGGUCAAAGACGAGGGCACCUACUUCCUGAUCUAUGGGGUCCCUGGCUUCAGCAAGGACAAUGAGAGCCUCAUCAGCCGGGAGGACUUCCUGGAGGGGGUGCGGCUCGGCGUGCCACAUGCCAACGAUAUUGCCACUGAAGCCGUGGUACUGCAGUACACCGACUGGCAAGACGAAGACAACCGGGAGAAGAACCGGGAGGCCAUGGAUGACAUUGUGGGGGACCACAAUGUCAUCUGCCCGGUCAUGCACUUUGCGACACGCUACGCAGAGCGCGGCAACAAGGUUUAUGCCUAUCUCUUUGACCACCGAGCCUCCAACCUUAUCUGGCCGCUGUGGAUGGGGGUCCCCCAUGGCUACGAGAUUGAGUUUGUCUUUGGACUGCCCCUGAACGACAGCCUCAACUACACGGCCCAGGAGAAGGAGCUCAGCCGGAGGAUGAUGCGCUACUGGGUCAACUUCGCCCGGACAGGGAGCCCCACGGACCCCGCAGAUAAGGGCAGUGCCUGGCCCACGUACACCCCCUCCAAGCAGGAGUACGUCAAGCUCAACACCCAGCCGCUGGCCACGGACCGCAGCCUGCGUGCCCAGAUCUGCGCUUUCUGGAACCGCUUCCUCCCCAAAUUGCUGAACGUGACAGAGCUCACCAGGAUUUGCAAUGGUUCCAUCCGGGGCCAGGGCCCCCUCUCCGCCCCACUGGCCUCUGCUCUCGCCUUCCUCCCCUUCCUCCUCCUCCUCCUCCUCCUCCAGGGGCAGCUCCCACCUUGAGUGCCUCCCAGGAAGCGGCUGCUGCCCGGAAAGGGAGCACGGUGGGAGGAAAGGUCCCUGCAGCUGUGCAGGGCCCCAGUGGGGGAACCCUGGAGUGGCGGGAAGGAGAGAGGAGGAGGAGGCCCUGAGCCCCAGAACAGCUGGAACAGCCCCCGGCGUUUCCACCGCCCACCCUGGAACUGGAGAAAUAUCAGUCUGGCUCUUGAGGAAGUCUGUGACUGCGUUCAUUGGGGGCAACGGCUUUCUCUGCGGCGUUAGGGUGCACUGGGUGGCUGGCUUUCCAACUGCAUCCGGCGCUC
This is a messenger RNA of Python bivittatus (Burmese python), 2720 nucleotides long. The record is from RefSeq and is a predicted model, not a curated record. Lineage: Eukaryota; Metazoa; Chordata; Lepidosauria; Squamata; Pythonidae.